GUAACUUCAGAAUAAUGAAGACGUUAAUUUUAACUCCAGUUUUCAUAUUCACGAUUUUGCUUGAUACUGUUCGCGGAGUUAUUGAGGAGCCAGAUGGACAAAAAGCAGCUAAUGAGGAUGAGCGGCAGGUCCGUCAGUUAUUCACGGGACUGAGUCUUCAAAACGCCGACCACGCUUCAAGUUCGAUUCAUCACCCACAAAAUAAUCAGCAGCCAGGUCUACUUGUAAGAGCGCAUAACAAUAAUGCGCCUUUCAGAUUCAUUUCACCACAGCCUGCAGUACCGCCAGCAAUUGUCAAACCGAAAGACAUGCACCGUUACCGUCCAGGUCAAAUAGUGACUUUUAAUGGCAUUAUUCACAUACUCCGUGCUGAUAAAGAUGGUCGUAUAUACGCUUCAAAAUUGAGUAAAGAUGAGAUCGAGAUUUAUAACAGUAUUGAGAAACGACAUCCUCAGAGCCCAGGGGAAUAUUUUAUUCCUUAAAUCUAAUAUGAGCCGCAAUGUAAAGUGGAGCGUGAAGUAGGAGAAGGCCAGAAGGGUGAUGAGUAAAAUACUUGGUGGAAGACGCCGCUCCUCCGGGAGGUUUUCUCCACACGUUGGUUUUCCUGUAGGGUUGCACUGACGCAUCAUCGUAUGAAGGUGCUG
Molecule: messenger RNA, 644 nt
Organism: Belonocnema kinseyi
Lineage: Eukaryota; Metazoa; Arthropoda; Insecta; Hymenoptera; Cynipidae
Exons: 7
Coding region: 15-482 (155 amino acids)
Source: RefSeq, a predicted model, not a curated record